Peronospora matthiolae is the source of this 681-nucleotide messenger RNA. NCBI's taxonomy places the organism in Eukaryota, Oomycota, Peronosporomycetes, Peronosporales, Peronosporaceae. The record is from the annotation of a GenBank genome assembly.
AUGAUCAAGUGCUUUUCCCUCCUCGUGCUUGUGCUCAGUCUAACUGCGGGUAGUCGCGCACGUUCAGCUCCGACAGCUACAAAAACGACUCCAAGUCUGGACCAACCCACUUCGUCGGAAAUGGACGACGAGCGGAUGCUCCGAGCCAACAACGUCGCCACGGAGAGGGUUGGUGAAGAAAGGGGAUUUUCGGAGAUUGGGGUGACGAUAAGCGAUGCAUUUACCCGUUUGAGGUCCGCACUUGGAAACUGGGGACCACCUAAAACCGUCCUCGAGGAAGCAAAUCGGCCAAAGUCGAUUGCACAGGAGAAGGAUUGGCUAUCUGUUCUAGAGCAAAAGGUCGUUGACAAAUUUGACCAGAUCUUGGUAAAUUUGCACUCUUUUUCGCAUGAGAGAAAAAUUCGGGCUGCUGGGAAAGUGAUUAAAGGGGAGACUGACAACGAGAAGCUGUGGAGGAAGGAUGUAUCUCCUUCGGCGUAUUUCGAUGCGCUGCAUCUGGUCGAGUACCGAAAUGUCAUUGCGAUGGACAAGGAAAGGGCUGAAAGGGAGAUUCCUGACUACGCCAAGUACUUGAGCUACGUCAAAUUCCGCGAAUGGGCUAAAAAUAACCUACCCCAAAAAUCUCGUUGGUCACGAUUCCUAUCCUGGCUCAACAGCUUUGUGAAUCAUGUUUUGCUUUAG